This is a messenger RNA of Phytomonas sp. EM1, 1761 nucleotides long. The record is from the annotation of a GenBank genome assembly. NCBI's taxonomy places the organism in Eukaryota, Euglenozoa, Kinetoplastea, Trypanosomatida, Trypanosomatidae.
AUGAAGCCGUGGCUUCGAGCUGCGGGUCCAUAUCGGCUUCACAUCAAAUCCAUUUGUGGCUCGCGUUGUUCUCUAUCAACGUGCUGGGGCUUUCGACGGCCCCAUCAAUACGAAAAAAAGGAAUGUGUACUCGACUCAGCAAAGCGGCUACUCACGAGUGGGAAUUUGCUUCGAAAACAGUCUGUUAACUUUGCCUUGCCGAGGUCUCACACGCAUGAAGGUUUGGCCUAUGUGGCAUGUCCGUUGUGCAGCAAGGAGCUUUACCUUCACGACAUGCUCCUACAUCUCACCAGUGUUCAUAAAGGGCUUGAUGCGGACCAUUGUGAGCGCAUUUGCAAAGAACGACUUGCCCUGUAUCGAAAAAUCGUUGGCACCUCGCUUAAGGUGCUAAAUGAUGAAAAUAAGGAGCUGAAAGCGCCAUCACUUGCGUUGCUUCCGACUGUCACACCAAAUGGUGCGUAUCUGUGCAACUGGUGCGUUUUGAAGCGGGACCCCUUUCCCACCCGUGAUGUCUUCAUCAAACACGUCAUGAAGGAGCAUCCAGAGCUCGAUUUGGACAAUGUGGAGGCGCAUAUCCCCCUGCCCACGAGCGGCAAGCGGCCAAUGGCGUCUUCGACCCCGCGGCAACCCCCAGCGCGGAUCUCAAACUCGCGAGCCUCCGACGACGUCGUCCGUCCGACGCGCUACGUAGCUGGAGUGGUGCCGGUUGCGGAGGUGGUGGAAUCGCCUAUCGUGGCCGCACCACGGCAGGUCGGCGUGAGCGUUCCACGCUUCAUGAAUAGCCGCCUCGGCGUUGGACCGAAGGAGGUGCCGGUCACCUAUGAAGGAUUGAAGUUCUCUGAGAACUGUUUUCCCUGUGAGCUGUGCGGCAGGAUGUUUGCGAGCGAGCUGGAUUUGCUGAACCAUCUGGAAAGCGGCCAUUCGGACGGAACCUCGCCAACCGACGUGGAAACGACCGCUAACAUCUCCAAGUACAUGAGGACAGCCGGUUCAUCCCAACCAGUCUACGUCAAGUGUGACCUCUGCAACCUUUCCAAAGUUUACACUACAGCCUCGGCACUAUUCGCGCAUAUCUGCCUGAAACACCCUGUCGAGGAUGCCGCCUUUCACGUGGAGCGGAUCAUUGAAGCGCAGAAGGACGAGAAGCCAUUUGUGUGCAAUAUCUGCUAUCGCGCAUUCACCACGCAGGAGUCGUUGGACGACCAUACGGUGAAUAAGCACAAGAGAACGAGGACAAUCGCUGUGAGCGCUUUGGAUCUUCUUGGCCCUGUGACGGACAAAACCCGCUGGUGGUGCGGUGCGUGCGAACGUGGGUUCAGUCAGGCCAAGUCCCUGCACAGCCACAUGGUCACCAAGCACCAGCUGCCAACUCAGGCCCACCCGUGCCCAGCCUGCAAACGCAUAUUCUCCGAUGUGUACUCCCUGGACGACCACUUCUCCGCCCAACACAAAGGAGUCACGUUGGCGGACCUUGGGAUUGAAACGCACGUGGCGUGCCCGAACUGUGGUCGGUUCUUUCUUAGCCAUGAAGACCUGCAUAAACACGCGGUCCGGCAUCACAAAAAGGAUCCACGAAAGCCGGUGCGUGCCUUUGACGCCUAUAAUGGUGUACCAUUGAUGGGUAAUGCCCCGCGCCCUGCAACGCAAACCCCCGCUGCCCGUGCGGCUACGAUGGCAAGUGCCGAUAUUCAAUCAUCAGACAUUCGGAGCGACUCGGUGGAUCCUCAGAAGCCUCGAAAAGUAUCUCGCAAGAAGUUAUAG